GCUCUACAACUGUAGCAGUUAAUAAUUUUACGUAGCCUAACCAACCGUUCGGUCAUCUUGCAACGUAGGAAACAGUAAAGGUAACUUUGUGAAUCGGUAAUUUAAUGGUAAUGUAAUUGCGUGGUGUUUUAAAACGUGGUUUCAAAAAUCAACAGCGAUAGGUGUCAUCACAACGAACAGCGUCUAACCGUUUUCUGCUCGUGCCUUUACUUUGAGAUUGCUCUCCAAAUAAUUAUUCAGUCAUCAAAAGUAUUCAGUUGUGUAUUGUAGUUGAUUGUGGAGCUGUAAUUUCAACAUGCCGAUGAAUGAAAGAGCAGUUUGGGGGAUUUUGCUGAUGAGCUCAUUGAUUACAUUGAGUCAGUCGAGCAAACUGAACGUUCCCAAGCUGCUGCUUCCUCUCAGCACUCGCGUGCCUGUGAACAUCACACUGACAGCACAGAGUGGAUGCUACAAAUGGAUGUCCUCUAAGCCCGAGAGUGUCAGGGUGUAUCCUCUGUCUGCACUAAGCCCUCCAGAUCUGCUGCCUGUGUCAUCGUGUAGUCAGCAGUGCAUGGUGUCCACUCUGCCCUCUCCUCAGGCUAUUCCUAUCCAUAGUGUGGUUCAAGCACAGGACCUUGUGACAGGUCAUGUUCUGCGCUGUGAUGUCAUCGUUGAUCGUAUCCAAAGAAUUCAGAUUGUCACAACCACCAGACAUCUUUUUACUGAUGACCCACCCCUUCAACUGUCUGUCCAGGCAUUUGACACUGAAGGAAAUACUUUCAGCUGUCUGGCUGGCUUGAAUUUUAAUUGGAGGCUGGCAAAGGAGUCUGAUGCAAUAGAGACAUUGAGGUUUGUACGGUACCAUGAUGCUGGUUAUGCUCCUCCACCUCAUAUCUUGUCUAUAGAGGAAGAUGGUCAGAAGGGUGACAGUGUCCUGCUGUAUGGGAUCCGCAGCGGCUUGGCACAUGUAAAAGUGUCUCUUACACACCCUGAAUAUAAGCAUGUAGAAGCAGCCAGUGUGACUCUGUUUGUGAUAGAUCGACUACAUCUGAGCCCAGCGGAGGACACAUACCUGCUACAGGGUUCGACUAUCAAAUACAAUGUGUGGAAAACAGAGCAAGAGGGAGAGAUUGAGGUCACACUGUCGGAGGAAGGAUACAGGCUGGCUGUGAAUGGGUACAGCGGCAGAAUGCAUUAUUGUGAUAUCAUCUGUGUUGACCAGGAGACAACUACCGUCACUGCCCUCAAGCUGGGUCACGCGACACUGACCAUUUCACAUAACAAUCUGCCAUCUGAAGUAAUGUCCCACCUCCCUCGCACUACUGUAUACGUGGUGGAGCCCAGUUACAUGACUUUGGGUAUUAAGGAGGAAGAGGACAGAUGGGUUUUGGAGAGAGAGCGGCAGUAUUAUUUGACUGUCCGUAUCCAUGACAACGAGGGCCAUGUGGUUCACCUAUCACAGAACGUGGUAAUUGUUCUGGAAGAAACUGAUGGCUUACUGACGUUGGAUUCCACUUCUGACCCCUCCUGCCACCUCCUAACAACCCAUAGGACAGGAAAGACCUCAAUACAGGCCACACUUCAUAGCGUCAUCUCUGAGGAUGGUGAAGAGUGGCCCAUCGUCCCACCAAUUAGAGCGCAACAGAAAGUGGAAAUCUACAACCCUCUUACCCUGCAACCCUCUGUGAUUGUGUUUCCAUGGCAACCUCGUGAUAAGCUGUACCAGUACAGUAUUAAGGUGGAAGGAGGAAGUGGCUCCGUGAUGUGGGAAGUGUCUAAUAGUCAAAUUGCCACAGUUACUGUAAAAGGGGUGGUCCUAGCCGGAAACAGGAGGGGUCAGACUGAAAUUCAAGCUUUGGAUUCCAAAAACCCGUUACAUAAAGUAGUCGGGAAGGUAAUGGUUGUGAGACCCAGCCGGUUGCAGCUGAUGCCGCAGCGGGGUGACUGCCGUGUUGGAGACUGGAUUGAGCUUCCCUUGGCUCUGUGGGGCAUCCAGGACCCCUCCGAUUCUUGCUCUCAUACACACACAGACUGUGAUACACAUUCAUACACUCACAAGAGCACCAAUGCAGAUGCUCAGACACAAUGUUUCUCCCAUACACCUCAAUAUGUCGAGUCUUUCCUGAUGGAGGGAAAUUUUGUGCCGGUCACAGACUGCUCUGAGAUCUCGCUACACAUCCACACCGAACCUCCAGGCAUCUUCACACAUGAGCCAGGGUCUGUGUCUCCGGGUGUUGGGUUCUGUGGAGGGGUCCGUUUAAAAGCUAUUUCACAGGGUUAUGCUGUUGUUACCAUCACAGUGGAAACAGAGCGAUGCAACAUCAGUGAGAAGACAUCACUGGUGGCAUACAGCCCACUUAAAUCUCUUGCAUCUAAGGUUCUUCUGUCAGUGGGUGCAGCUCAUAUGGUUGUAUUUGAAGGGGGUCCUCAGCCCUGGCCCACGGCCCCCAUACGUUUCUAUAGUUACAUCGAGCCACAGCCAGCAGGGGGUGUUACCGUGGAGACAUUGAGUUCGGCAGAAGCAGGACCACUUCGACAUGCAUAUUGGGUCACGUGUGCCGCUCUGGGAGAACAGUGGUUGGUCUUUAGGUGCGGUAAUACUCCAGGUCCAUUAAACGAGAUGCCCGCCGUUGAGGAGAGCAGAGUUCAGGUUGCAUGCGGCGUACCUGCUGGUCUCUCUCUUACUCCUCUCUUGUGCACAGCCUCCUCACCUUCUUGCAUUCCUGUGUUCCCCAAUCACAGUUCCUGCCCUCAACAUCAGCACCCCUGUGGACCAUUAGCUGUGUCCAGCAGUAGGGAUGCUGCCUUGCAGUUGUCUUUAUUCAACCAGAAGGGGGAGCAGUUUGAUAAUUUCACUUCCUGUUCAGUAAAGUGGACCACCUCAGACCCUCGCCUUUGCUCAUUGCCACCUCAAUCUGCAAUGAACAUGGCAGAUGAACCAACUCAGACAGGCUACAAACUACAUGCCUGGCAGGUGCUUCAAGCCCAUGAACAGACAGGAACUGUGACUGUUAAUGUCACUCUCAGAUGUCCAGAGAUGUCAACAGCACCAGUGUCUCAGCAUGUGAAUCUGAAUUUGGUAGAAGAUGUACAGUGGGCCAUGCCUUCUGUCACUCUGUUUAACCAUCCAAAUGUCACUGAAAAUCUGACCUUAAUCCAUGGCACAGGUCACUUUCAGGUCAAAUUAGAAGAUAGUACAUUGGCCCACAUCACUCAUGUGGAGAACACCAAUAUAGUACAGGUGUCUCCACGUCAGCCAGGUUCCUCAACUCUCUUGGCUUAUGAUCUCUGUCUGUCCUCUGAUCCAGCUGUGGCCUCCAUCCUGGUAUCUGACAUCACAGAUUUUCAGAUUGACUUCAUUGAUAUUAUGGAGGUCAGUCGUACCGUUACAGUGCGAGUGCGUGUUCUGGAUUCGAAGAAGCAGCCAUUUUUCCAUCAUUUCCUGUCAUUUAUGAACCUUAAGCUUAUUCCGUCUUCAUCCAUCGUUUCUGUGGAGCAGGUGGGGCCGCUGGACAGGUACUCUGUGGGAUUUAAUGUGACAGGCGUAGAAGUGGGCGUGGUCAGUUUUCACCUCUCAGCAGUAGGUGGUGAUGGAGGUGUUAUAAGCUCCUCCCACAAGAAUAUACAGGUUUACCCACCAUUCAUUCUGCGGCCCCAUAAACUUUCUCUGGCAGUUGGAAGUGUGCAACAGGUGAAAUGGGAGGGAGGUCCUCAUCCACAGUCCAGUGUGGGGUUCUCGGUGAAUGACAGCUCUAUUGCUAUGGUGACUGACACAGGACUGGUUAGGGGUAUGGCAGUGGGCAUGGCCAAACUCAGAGGAGCUCUUCAGUCUGUAACACAAGACACAGGAUCAUUCCUCACCAUUGCACAGGAUGAAGUGGAGGUGGAAGUAUUUAACAUGACAGGAGUGAGAAUACAAGCUCCUUUAGUGACUCUAUCUGUCGGAACAGAGAUGCCGGUUUACGUGAUGGGGAGUGACAAUCGUCAAAAUCCUUUUUCUCUUGGUAGUGUUGAGUCUGGCCUCAGUUUCUACUGGAGUCUGAGCAAACCGGAUGUGUUGGAGAUCAGGGCAAGGCACACUGAAGUGGGUGUUAGUGUGUUGCCCUCUCACAGUUUCUCUGUACUGGUAAGGGCCAAAGCUCCAGGCAAAAGCAGUCUCAAAGUGCGUGUGCAGCUUGAACAGAUACACACCAGCAACACGUCUCUCUCUGAUCAUCUUACUAAUGAGAUACAGAUACUGGUGUUUGAAGAGAUGCAGUUCGCAGCAGGAAGUCUUAGAUCCAUCCUCAUGUCCCCUCAGUCUCAAUACUCCCUGCAAAGCAAUACAGACUCAACCUAUCCAGUCCAUUAUGCCCUCAGAGAAUGUGUCUCAGGGGCGGGGCUUGUUACCGUUGAUGAGCAAGGAGUGGUGAAGGCGGGGCCUGAUACAGGAGCCGUCCUGUUGGAGGUUUUUACCACGGAUGCUCGUGGUAUCAAUCAAACACAGUUGAUCAGUGUAAAGGUGUCAGCAGUGUGGUUUGUUCGUGUUUUGGCUGUGUCAUCUCUGAAAAGUGAUGGUGAGAUAGCCCUGCCUGCCUUUCCUCUUGGCUGGAGUAUCAAUAUCAUGGCUAUUUACUACAACCACCUGGGAGAACAGUUUCACUCUCAUAAUAUGCAAACAGUAGUUACCACAAACAGAGAUGACCUGGUGCAGCUGAUGGCCGACAAAGACGGUCAGACAUUUCUGGUGCAAACUGUGUCCCCGGGUCUAACUGUUUUGAAGGUACAGGGGCACCCAACCAACCCAUCUUUGAAUGAUUACAUACCUCUGUUAGUGCUUCCUGCCAUCUCAGAGCCCCUAGGAUCUCUGCGGCCAGGAGAUGUCAUCUGUUUCAACUCUCUUAUUACAGACCUGAAUGCUCAGCGUGGCAGGUGGAAUGUGUCAUCAAGUCACAUACUUCAGAUAACCUCUGAGACUGGAGUGGCACUCGCAAAGAAUUCUGGGACAGCGGUGGUUUACUAUGGGCUAGAAGAAGGACAGCAAACCUUCCGACAGGUAACGGUUGAGCCUGCGUCUGUUCCUUUAAUCAGCGUUCCAGAUGAUAGGCUUCUUACUAACUGGCCUGAAGCUUCAGAAUAUAUAGUCAGAGUGGAUCUCAACACCUCUGAUGCCAACACAGCUCAAUGCGCUCUGGACCAGUGGGAUGCUAUAGAGAAGAAUCUACAGCCUCAAGCAGAGCUCCAGUGUUUGCUUCAUUUCAGCGCCCCCUACCUACAUCUGAAAACACUGCAGGCUAUAUUUCAUGCAUCACCCUUUUAUGAUAUAGACACUGCUCAGUACAGUUGCAGGAUUUCUGUGCAGCCGCAGUCAGACUCCAUCCUCCGUGUCCUGUCCACUCUGUCUUUCUCCAUCUAUCUGUCAGCCGGUCUGCAGACUCAGUCACCUCCGUCUGCCCUGCUACCUCUGUCAUCCACAUCUGUUCAGUCGUCUGUUCUGCUCCCACAUGUGCCAGCAUUCUAUUGUCCUGUAACUGAGAUUAACCUUUCAUCCCAGCAACCUGUGGCUGAAAUCACUGUGUUUGGCACCAAAGACAUGCUAAGCACACUGCGGGCCCAUUCAGACACCUCAGACAUUGUGAUAUCUGAGCCUGUUCGUUCGGAUGAAGGGCACAACUUCCUCCUCAUUUCAGUCUAUUCAGUGUCGCAUCACCUGGAUCAAGGACCUUCUACUGCAAGCAUCACCCUGAACACAGUGCUCUCCACACAGACACAUAUAGUGAGGGUGACUAGACUUGUGGAUGACAAGGAAUCAGGCCAGCUUGGAGCUUAUUUACACUCAGGGCAUUUGUUCAUUGUAACAUUUGUUCUGUUUGCUAUUCUUGCUGCCGGUUCUUCACUUUUUAUAGUGUACAAUACCAUGCUGUCUCACAUGCAGACUCAGCCAACAGUCUACACGGCUUCAACCAAUAAUGCAGAGGACAAAAAACACUUCUUGUUGUGGCUGACACCAACGGUCCAAGCAGACAGAAACCUGCGAAGACGAUGGCUUUGGAGCGUUCGCUAAAACCUUCCUCCAUUAUGCGUUCGGGAAAGUUGCGAAUUUUGUCUUUUAUCUAUUCAGUGAUACCGUAAACACAAUCACUAAAAGGGGUUAUUGAAAUCUU
Messenger RNA from Misgurnus anguillicaudatus (oriental weatherfish), 6122 nucleotides. RefSeq names its product nuclear pore membrane glycoprotein 210. Gene Ontology annotation, cellular component: nuclear pore. The record is from RefSeq and is a predicted model, not a curated record. NCBI's taxonomy places the organism in Eukaryota, Metazoa, Chordata, Actinopteri, Cypriniformes, Cobitidae.